Molecule: messenger RNA, 556 nt
Organism: Tauraco erythrolophus (red-crested turaco)
Lineage: Eukaryota; Metazoa; Chordata; Aves; Musophagiformes; Musophagidae
Source: RefSeq, a predicted model, not a curated record
UCACAUCCAGGUGCGGGCAGGAGAGCACAGCCUGGAAACGGUGACAGGCCAGGAGCAGUACGCCGUGGCCGUGGACAUCGUGGUCCACCCGGGCUUCGAGGCGGUGGACGCGGACAGCGCCUACGCCCAUGACCUCAUGCUCUUGCGCGUGGAGCCACCCUUCACCGUCACCUCCUAUGUCCAACCAUUGGACCUGCCCACAAGUCCCCCGGCCACCGGCACCAACUGCACUGUCAUGGGAUGGGGGACCACCACCAGCCCCCAAGAGACCUUCCCCGACACCCCCCAGUGCCUGAACGUCACCGUGGUGGGGAACGCCGAGUGUCAGACCAUCUACGGCACCAAAGUCACCGAGGACAUGUUGUGCGCCGGCGGGGCUGAGGGUGGCAAGGACUCCUGUCAGGGGGACUCCGGGGGACCCCUCAUCUGCAACGGGGUCCUCCAGGGCAUCGUCUCGUGGGGCGACCACCCCUGCGGGCAGGUGGGGAAGCCGGGGGUCUACAGCCAGGUCUACAACUACCUGCCAUGGAUCCUGGAGACCAUAGGAGAGGACUGA